Trichomonas vaginalis G3 is the source of this 538-nucleotide messenger RNA. RefSeq lists its product as uncharacterized. The annotation marks the transcript as partial. The transcript has a single exon. The record is from RefSeq and is a predicted model, not a curated record. NCBI's taxonomy places the organism in Eukaryota, Parabasalia, Trichomonadida, Trichomonadidae.
AUGUACAGAAUAGACGUUUCAGAUUUUUAUGACUUCCAAGCCUUCAGAAAUAUGUGUCCAUUUAGAGACUAUAACAAAGCAGUCGAGAAUUUGAAACGUUUAGUCAUUUAUGUCGACUCUGCCCCAGAAUGUUAUGUCAUGAAAGAAUGGGAUGUAGUCUUUAACAAACCUAAAGCGACAAUAGUUUCAGAACAAGAAUGUAAACAGAAACUUAAGAAAAUAAAAGUCGUACAAGUUGGUAUGAAGAUGUUAGAUGCUUGGGAUAUCUUAUUGUCAAAACUUGAAGAUUUUUCAGUUCGUGGUAUAAAGUUCUAUACACCUUCUCCAAACUUCUAUUCUAUCUUCACUGGAUAUAAAUACGAACAAGUAGAAUGGAAAGAAAAUGUUAUAGAAGCUUGGUUAGACCAUGUCAAAGAAAUUAUAUGCAAUGGAAACGAAAGAGUCUAUGAGUAUAUCUUAUGUUGGUUUGCAAACAUCUUACAACAUCCAAGUGCUAAAAAUGAAACUGCUCUCAUCAUAAUAGGAAAACAAGGAACAG